GGAGCAACUACAUAUACCACCUCGCUGGACACUUGUCACUCACUUAUCAACUCGCUGACCAACGUUGCAUAGCCUCUUUUUGACAGACGGUAUUAAUAUCGUGGUCGUGUGGUUUUCAUCGUCGGUUUAGAGUCUUACAGCAGUGAAAAUCGUAUUUCAGGCUGAGACAGCGAGCUUUUCUUCAUCGCCCGUUUGAAUCUCUAUAAUAUUGAAAAAUUAUAAUACAAUGGCCGCCGUUGCAGCUGCACAGAAAAAUCGUGAAAUGUUCGCUAUCAAAAAAUCUUAUAGCAUCGAGAACGGUUAUCCGGCAAGGCGACGCUCUUUGGUGGACGACGCCAGGUUCGAAACGUUGGUAGUAAAACAAACUAAACAAACUGUUCUUGAUGAAGCCAGACAAAGAGCAAAUGACACAUUAGAACCUGAGAUAAUCGAUGAUACUCCAAUUCAAAAAGACGCCGAACAAACAACAGAAGACGAUACGGGUUUGACAGAAGAAGAAAUUGUACUAGCCAAUGCGAUCGCCGAAGGCCCGGAAGCAGAAAAAGCCAGUCAAAGAGCCGCCUUGAUUUUGCGUUUACGCGAAGGAAUGAACUCACUUUCGCGCGUACUUAAAACCGUCGAAAAGUACCAAGGUAUAGUUAUCCACUUGGAGACUCGUCCAAAUCAACGAGACAAUGGACAAUUGGAUGCUUUGAUCAAGAUCGAAAUGACACGUGUCAAUCUACUACAACUAAUCAAGGGUCUCAGACAAUCAGGCACUUUAGAACACGCUACACUCAUAGGCGAAGACAACAUUUCUGCUAAAAAUCCAUGGUUCCCGAGACAUGCAAGCGAAUUAGACAGCUGCAAUCAUUUGAUGACCAAAUAUGAACCAGAUUUAGAUAUGAACCAUCCAGGAUUUUCUGACAAAGAAUACAGAGCUAGAAGAAAAGAUAUCGCAGAAAUUGCUUUUGCAUACAAAUAUGGAGAACCAGUUCCUCACAUCGAAUAUACAGAAACAGAAAACAAAACUUGGAACGCCGUUUUCACUACAGUAUGUGAACUCAUGCCGAAACACGCUUGCGCAGAAUACAGGAAGGUUUUCAAGAUUUUACAAGAAGAGAAAAUAUUCACACCACACAAAGUACCCCAACUUGAAGAAAUGUCCAAUUUCAUGAAAAAACGUACAGGUUUUACUCUACGUCCAGCAGCAGGUCUACUUACAGCCAGAGAUUUUUUGGCUUCGUUGGCUUUCAGAAUUUUCCAAAGUACACAAUAUGUUCGUCACACUAAAACUCCUUUCCACACACCAGAACCAGACUGCAUCCAUGAAAUUCUAGGACACAUGCCGCUUCUCGCCGAUCCAAGUUUUGCACAAUUUUCACAAGAAAUUGGACUUGCAUCUCUCGGAGCCUCCGAUGAAGAAAUUGAAAAAUUAUCUACCAUAUACUGGUUUACUGUUGAAUUUGGUCUAUGUAAAGAAAAUGGCGAAACUCGAGCUUACGGAGCCGGUCUCCUGAGCGCUUACGGCGAACUUCUUCACGCUCUAUCUGAAAAACCCGAACACAGAGCUUUCGAUCCAGCAAAAACUGCCCUUCAACCUUACCAAGAUCAAGAAUACCAACCGGUUUAUUACGUGGCAGAGAGCAUUGAAGAUAUGAAAGAUAAAUUCAGAAGAUGGGUAUCUCAAAUGUCCAGACCGUUCGAAGUUAGAUUCAAUCCGCAUACAGGAAGAGUGGAAGUCCUAGACUCCGUAGAUAAACUAGAAUCACUUGCACAUCAGUUGAAUACCGAAAUUAUGCACUUGACGAAUGCCAUCAAUAAAAUGAAAGCUCCGGUAAUAUAAAUUAGAAAUUUGGAUAUAGCGUUUGGCUGAGUUGGUGUGACUGUGUUCUGAUUUGGAAGAUGUUGAAAAAAGUAAACUAUUCACUUAAUUGAUUUGAGGAUUAUCACAAAAUAUAUAUGAACUUUUUUCUAAUUGACCAAAUAAUUGCUAUUUAUAUUAUGUAUGAUGAGACUUUGCCAAACUAUUUCCAAAAAAAAAAAAAGAUUUACAGAUAUUACAGAUCAUCGAAAAUUAUUCAACGUGUGUAUAAAGUCGUUCUAGUUGUAUAUUAUAAUAUUGUGAAUUACAUAAAUGAGUGAAGCCGUUGAUUACACGUCACAAUGUCUAAGAAUGUCCUCGAUAACAUCAGUGACGGUUUCAAACUAAAUGUUAGUGUUUACUAUAAAUGUGGAUUAUUUAAAUUUUGCACGUCACUGAUUUGAUUAUUUUAUGAAAUAUUUAUUUUCACGAAUUUAUGUAAUUCCUAUUCAUACUUAGAGUAUUAUUAGUAGUGAGUGUAGCUUUGUGAUUUCACAAUUAGUGCACCACUAAAUAUAUCUGCGAUAAAUAUGUUUGUUGUAUAGGGUGGAUCUCGCCUUUCCUGUAUUAUUAUUUUUUUUUUCAUUAUUAUUUUUUUAUUGCGCAUAAUGCAUGCCCCGCAAAUAUUAUUUAAAUAAUUUAAAUUAAUUUUAUUUAAUGCACCUGCACGAGAUUGUUAAGUUAAAUGUAUUAUAGAUGUAUAUGAGAAACAUAUAUUGAAUAAAAAAAUGUGCAAAUAUUAAAA
This is a messenger RNA of Diorhabda carinulata, 2588 nucleotides long. RefSeq names its product tyrosine 3-monooxygenase (gene ple). Gene Ontology annotation, biological process: dopamine biosynthetic process from tyrosine. NCBI's taxonomy places the organism in Eukaryota, Metazoa, Arthropoda, Insecta, Coleoptera, Chrysomelidae. Gene Ontology annotation, molecular function: tyrosine 3-monooxygenase activity; iron ion binding. The transcript is spliced from 9 exons. Bases 227 to 1825 code for a protein of 532 amino acids. The record is from RefSeq and is a predicted model, not a curated record. Gene Ontology annotation, cellular component: perikaryon; cytoplasm; axon.